UCCUGGUACGUCACUCACUGUCGCGUUAUGAGUAUUAAUGCAUGUAGGUUCAUACAGACAGUCAAGUGAUGCGUCGUUUCAGCCUCCUGUUCUGCCAGCUAGACUUUUUCUCUUAGAUGCUGCUUGCUCCUGAAACACGAAUGAAGCCAUGCAAAAAGUGCUUUAUACUUUUUUUGAGCGCAGGAGAAGCAGAUAAAACCAAAAUAAAACCAAGUCAUCUGUAUCCGUCCCAUCCAAAGUUGGAAUAGUUUUGAAUUGGGUGAGAGAUCAGGCGUGAAAGUGUCCUCUCAGAAGCAGCAUGAGCUCUCCACCUCAAAGUACAGCGACAGAGGCUUCGUGGACUAUUGGACCUUCAGAACUGGAGAUGAGUGAAGUUGUGCACAUGCGAAAUGACAGUGUGCGGUUCGGCAGGAGUUCCCCGGCGUCCGCGGAGCCGGCAGUGAUCACUCAACGCCAGGCAUCUCACCUCCAUCCCCGCAUGUCCGUGUACAGCGCCACCCGUCCCACACUCUCCAGAUCCUUCUUACAAGGACGUGCAUAUAAUUUCUUGGAGAGACCUUCGGGUUGGAAAUGCUUUGUGUAUCAUUUUACAGUAUUCCUCAUUGUGCUUUCUUGCCUGAUCCUCAGUGUGCUGUCCACCAUUGAUGAGUAUCAAACACUGGCUAAUAAAACACUAUUCUGGGUGGAAUUAGUGCUGGUACUUUUCUUUGGUCUGGAGUAUGCAGUACGUCUGUGGUCAGCUGGAUGCCGGAGUAAAUAUGUGGGAAUUCUGGGCAGGCUUCGCUUUGCCCGAAAGCCCAUAUCUGUGAUCGACCUGAUUGUGGUGGUGGCCUCUAUUGUUGUAUUGGCAUUUGGCUCUAAAGGUCAGGUAUUUGCCACCUCUACUGUCAGAGGAGUCCGCUUUCUUCAAAUCCUGCGAAUGCUGCAUGUGGAUCGACAGGGAGGAACCUGGCGGCUGCUUGGAUCAGUAGUCUUCGUACAUCGCCAGGAACUGAUCACAACUCUUUAUAUCGGAUUCCUUGGACUUAUCUUCUCUUCCUACUUCGUGUAUCUGGCAGAGAAGGAUGCCGUGGAUGAUAGUGGUUUCACAGAGUUCAGCAGCUAUGCUGAUGCUCUGUGGUGGGGUGUGGUCACAGUAACCACUAUUGGCUAUGGAGACAAAGUCCCUCAGACUUGGAUCGGGAAGACCAUUGCAUCCUGUUUCUCUGUCUUUGCCAUCUCGUUUUUUGCCCUCCCUGCUGGAAUCCUAGGCUCUGGUUUUGCUCUGAAGGUGCAGCAGAAACAGAGACAAAAACAUUUCAACAGGCAAAUUCCUGCAGCUGCAUGUCUGAUACAGGCAUCCUGGAGGUGUUUUGCCUUAGAGAACCGUGAUUCUGCCACCUACAAGUUAUUUGUGAAAAGGAACAUCAGCAGCUCAGUGUCCAGCCCUAAAUUGAAGGUGAAGAUGAGGAAGAAAAUGAAGAUUAAUGAAAAGGAUGAUGGACUGAGUUUUGCUACGGUACCUUCCAUAACCUAUGACUCCUUAGAUGACGGGAAGGACGGCGGACCAGAUACAGUGUGCAGUAUUCAACAGUCAGGGCGGGUGCCAUCCUGGAACUCUCUAUCCUCUUUCCAGUUCUCUUCAUCUCCCGGGAAAAAGCCUGGGAUUUUGGAAGGGCAGUCUCGGCCCACACUCCGGAGGAGCAGCAGCAUCGCCGAUGAUAUGGAAACUGAGCUGGAGCGAGAGAUUUCGCUUGUUCCAGUCACUCAUGUGUCUCAGUUGCGGGAUUCCCAUCGAGCAGCCAUCCGUGUGAUCCAGAGGAUGUUCUACUUUGUGGCCAAAAAGAAGUUCCAGCAAGCACGUAAGCCGUACGAUGUGAGGGACGUCAUUGAGCAGUAUUCACAGGGUCAUCUCAACCUCAUGGUGCGCAUCAAGGAGCUCCAGAGAAGACUGGAUCAGUCCUUAGGGAAGCUGUCUUUCUACCAGACAAGUUCAGAGCGCAUAAAAGACAAAGGCAUAAACACUAUUGGCUCCAGACUCAACAGGAUGGAAGAGAAGAUCACACACAUGGACAGGACCCUGAACAGCAUUGCAGAAUCUCUCAACCUCAUGUUGGCGCGAGAGAGACGAGGAGAUCUGGCCAGAGGGAAGGAACUGCGUAGCAGCUUCCACCGACAAUCGGCCACCUUCAGCCUUUCAGUGCCGUGCAGACAGGACAGCCUGUCCAGCUCAGAGCAACUGUCCACAACAACUGUCAUUCACGAAGACAGCUGAGCGAGUCACUAAAGAAUCACUAAAUCACAGAGUGCCUGAUAUACUGGGUCAGUUUUGGCUAGAAUUAAUAUAAGAGAUUAGGUAUGGCUCGGGUUCAGCAUCAGCUGAUUUUAAAAUAUGGUCUUGUUUGACUAUUCCAUCUUGAGAAUUUGAAUUGAAUUUCUUUUGAUGCAACAAGACAUGGACACAUAUUUUUUAGCAUAUCAUUGUUUGUUCAGUUUUUUAUUUUAAACGAAGGUAUUUCAUACUUUGUGUGAUAAGUUUGACUCCUUCCGUCCACUGUUAAAAUUAAGGGUUCUACAAGGGGGAUUUCAUUGAAGAACCAUUAUUGUGUUCCCAAAAGAACCUUUCAGUGAACAGUUCUUAAAAGAAUGAUUGUUUUGAGUGAAGAACUUUUUAAUAAAUUAAAGAAACUUUUUCAAUUAUAAAGAACCUUUUGUACAGUGGAAGGUUUCCAUGGAUGUUCCAGAUGCCAGUAAAGAACCCUUAUUUUUAGAUGUGCAGAUAUGAACAUUGUGACAUUAUUUGGAGUGUUAUGAAUUGUUGAAUGUUUUUAAAGGGGUAAUGUGACGUUGCUAAAAAAGAACAUUAUGUUGUGUAUUUGUGUAAUAUGUGUUUAUGCAUUUUAAGAUAAAAAAAAACACAUUAUUUUCCACAUAAUGUAUAUUAUUGUUGCUCCUCUAUGCCCCGCCUUUCUGUAACACAUACAUUUUUACAAAGCUCAUCGUUCUGAAAAGCGAGGUGUGCUCUGAUUGGCCAGCUACCCAGUGCACUGUGAUUGGCUGAAUACCUCAAGCAUGUGAUGGAAAUGUUACGACCCUUACCAUACUGUGAUGGCGUCUCCUGGCACGACGAGACAAAACCAAUAAAACCCAUUAGGUCCAGUGGGGACAUAAUUACUGAUUAUAAUGACUUAUACUGUGUUUUUAUGCAUUGCGUUGCGUAUGGUGCCGGGUUAACAAAAAAACAUUUCUGCAUUUGUGAUUGGAGUAAUAACAAACAAGCGCUACUCUACACUGCUUAAAACUCGUGUUUGAAUCAUCAUUGGCAAAUUCUUUAAAUAUAAAAACAUACUUACAGGCUGUGAGUCAGAAGUGCCAGACUGUCCACGCAAAGGUGUAACUCCUCGACUUUAUAGAAGCAGCCUUUGAGCACGGACCCAUUGUAGGCUACUCUGACGGGUUAGGAAACAGUCCUCCAUAAAAUGCGUAACACACUGCGGGCUUGAGUGAUGAACGGCCGGCGGACUUGAGAACGAUGCAGCCAGCAGGUUGCGGCAACCACAUGUGACGACCACGGGCUGAAUUUUGCUUUGUCCUCGUUGAACGCCAAUCCACAGUGCAAGGUUGAUGUAUUUCUUCCGCGAACAGCAUGAAUCAUCUCUAGGCAUGACAAAACAGAUAUCAUCCCCUUUUGGAAGGCCAAACAAAGCAGUUUUGCUUUCACAGUGAAACACACAGCAUCUAUACAACAUGUCGGUGGUGCCAACAACAAUACUACAGCGAGAAUAAAAGUUCUGCCUUCUUUCUUUGUGUGAACAUUUGGCUGGUGUUUUGCAAAUCUUCCCACACAGAGACAUAGAGUUAUGUUUGAAUGAGCGAUUUUGGGGAAGUAUGGACAAGACUUAACUUUUAUAAAAUAUAUCACUUUGGAUUUGAGACUUAAGUCUUUGCAACUUUACAGAUCUUCUUCAUGCACCAAGAGCUUGUAACCUUUCAAAGAGAAAGAAAAAAUGUGAAAUCACAUCAUAUGACCCCUUUAAAUUAUUUCUGUUGACAGGAACAAAAAGUGUGCUCUUUGCUCGUGUUUAUAAAUCACUAAUAAGCUUUUAGAGGCUCACAGAUGUGUAAAUACUGUUUCAGAGCUUGUGUCCUCUCAAUCAGGUUUUUAUUUAUGUUCAUUCACUAAUAUGAAUACUCAUUUUUGUAAAAACAAA
Molecule: messenger RNA, 4190 nt
Organism: Carassius gibelio (silver crucian carp)
Lineage: Eukaryota; Metazoa; Chordata; Actinopteri; Cypriniformes; Cyprinidae
Product: potassium voltage-gated channel subfamily KQT member 1-like
Exons: 17
Coding region: 299-2254 (651 amino acids)
Biological process (GO): transmembrane transport; potassium ion transport
Cellular component (GO): voltage-gated potassium channel complex; membrane
Molecular function (GO): voltage-gated potassium channel activity
Source: RefSeq, a predicted model, not a curated record